AUGGAAGAGGACGAAGAGGAGGAGGAGUCCAUGGAAGAGGAAGAAGGACAAGACAAUGAGCCCAGAUCUUCAGGAGAUUACUGCUGUGAUGUUUGUGACCUUCGGCUACCCUCCAACAGAAAGCUGCAAGAUCAUAUGAAUCUCCACACAGGAGCACGGCCAUACUUCUGUGUUGAAUGUGGCAAACGUUUUUGCCAGAUGAGCACCUACCGUGCCCAUCUUCGCACACAUUCUCAAUCCAAAGUGAAUACAUUCCACUGUCGCAUAUGCCGGAGGCAGUUUGAGUCAGAGGGAGGAUUGAAGGGUCACCUUUCAACCACUCAUUUUGAGAACAAGUUUUAUGAAUGUGACCUGUGCAAGCGUAUCUAUACCAACCUGAGACGGUGUCAACAGCAUGUAGAGUGGCACAAACGCUCUCUAGCAAACUUUCAAUAUUUUCACAGCAAGAUGGACUUCGAGAUGCACAAAAAGGAUACGGGCUGCUGGGGGCAUCAGGAACCUGAAGGCAAUAAGAUUCGCUGUUUGGAGUGUGGUCAAAUUUUUGCCACUAAAGAACAGCUAAAAAGUCAUGCUGGUGCUCACCAGAGGGUACUAUCCUGUGCCGAGUGUGGAAAGGGGUUUCGACUGCUCUCAAGAAACGGGCCUCCAACAGCUCUCAACCUGCUGUGA
Molecule: messenger RNA, 669 nt
Organism: Lampris incognitus (smalleye Pacific opah)
Lineage: Eukaryota; Metazoa; Chordata; Actinopteri; Lampriformes; Lampridae
Product: zinc finger and BTB domain-containing protein 24-like
Exons: 4
Coding region: 1-669 (222 amino acids)
Source: RefSeq, a predicted model, not a curated record